Messenger RNA from Clupea harengus (Atlantic herring), 14123 nucleotides. RefSeq names its product ankyrin repeat domain 11 (gene ankrd11). Gene Ontology annotation, biological process: anatomical structure morphogenesis. NCBI's taxonomy places the organism in Eukaryota, Metazoa, Chordata, Actinopteri, Clupeiformes, Clupeidae. Gene Ontology annotation, molecular function: protein binding. The coding region runs from base 579 to 9257 and encodes 2892 amino acids. The transcript has 14 exons. The record is from RefSeq and is a predicted model, not a curated record.
UUCGUCACCAUUGAAGCUAAAGUCAAAGGCCGCUUGGAAACGGUUUGCAAGGAGUUGGUCAGUGAGGAUUAAGCCGAAACUCGGUUAUACAUUUCUUUAAAAGCAAAACAGCAAGCCUUACAUUAAAGUUUUGCAACAGUUUGUUUGUGGUGCUUCUUUAGUAGCGAUGGAGGGGAAAUAAUCGCUUUAAUAAUACAUCUGUUGGAAUCUUGGAAGAUUUUUUUCAUCGCUUGGGGUUUUCAGGAUUAAGCUAGCCAGCUAGUCUCAAGGUGCUAGCUCGCUAGCUUUGCUUGGUGUGACUGUGGACUGAAAUGGGUGCCGUUCUUGUCGGAUGUCCCUGGACGGCAGCUUACUGAGAAGGCCCCAAAUGGGAAAAACAAGCAUCGGAGAGGAAUGUGAAGUAUAAACUUGUAGAUGUAGUUCAUUUUUGACCGAAGGAUUCCUUGGACUUCACCUCUGCAGUCGUGUGUUUUUAUCUGGAUUUUAACCUUUCCCCCUCUGAAGACGACCAUGGAAUCGACGGUCGAUGACGACGCGAUGGCAGCGUGAAUGAGGCUUGGCGUGGCAAUAGCUGAACGAUGCCCAAGGGUGGGGGUUCUAAAACCCCCCAGCUGGAAGACUUCCCACUCGGCACCGAUAUGGUGGAGAAGCAGGGCGGGAAAAAGGAUAAAGAUAAAGUCUCGUUGAACAAGACUCCCAAAGCAGACCGCGGCGAUGGGGUCAAGGAGAUGAAGGACAAAGCUCCUAAGCGCAAGCUUCCCUUCACCGUAGGAGCCAAUGGAGACACGAAAGACUCAGACUCAGAAAAACAAGGUCCGGAGCGGAAGCGUGUUAAAAAGGAGCCCACCAACACAAGGAAGCCCAGCCUACCCUUUGGGAUGGGCAAGCCAGGGAUCCGGGCUGGGUACCCCCUCUCAGAACGACAGCAGGUGGCCCUGCUCAUGCAGAUGACUGCCGAGGAGUCAGUCAACAGUCCAGACACCACACCAAAGCACCAGUCGCAGUCCAGUGGGGGCCAGAAGGGAACGCCAAACUCUGCCUCUAAAACCAAAGACAAAGUGAACAAGAGGAACGAGCGGGGCGAGACGCGGCUGCACCGGGCCGCCAUCCGAGGGGAGGCGCGCCGCAUCAAGGAGCUCAUCAAAGAGGGAGCUGACGUGAAUGUAAAAGACUUUGCAGGCUGGACUGCACUGCAUGAAGCAUGCAACAGGGGCUACUAUGAAGUGGCCAAGCAGCUGCUGGCAGCCGGCGCAGAAGUCAACACCAAGGGUGGAGAUGACGACACCCCUCUGCAUGACGCAUCCAACAAUGGGCACUUCAAAGUGGUGAAGUUACUGUUGCGAUAUGGAGGUGAUCCUUGUCAAAGCAACAGGAAAGGUGAAACGCCGUUGAAGGUGGCAAACUCCCCAACUAUGCUCAAUCUCUUGCUGGGAAAAGGCACUUACACCUCCAGUGAAGAGAGCUCUUCUGAAUCCUCGGAGGAAGAGGAUGCUCCUUCGUUUGCCCCAUCGAGCUCUGUUGACGGCAAUAACACAGACUCAGAGUUUGAGAAGGGCAUGAAGCUGAAAGGGAAGAGCCUCGAUCCUCCCAAGUCAACAACCACCACACCCAUCAAGGAUGAAUACGAGUUUGAUGAGGAUGAUGAGGAGGAGCGCGUCCCGCCUGUCGACGACAAGCACCUACUCAAAAAGGACUUCCGCAAGGAACCUGUCGGCAAGCCCAACAGCUUAACCGCGAUACCCAAGACGGAGGUCAAAACCUAUUCCAAAACCAACUCGCUAACACCAAAGAAGACUGCGCGUCGCAUCAUGUCAGACAGCAACAGCUCAGACGAAGACGACCGCACUUUGUGUUUCACCCCCACACCCACGCAGCGUCAGACGACGCCGGCCACCAAUGCCAAAAGCCGGGACUCAGCUGCGCUCAGCUCCAAGCAACAGCAGAAGGAAAAGAGCAAAGUUAAAAAGAAGAGAAAGAAGGAGACCAAGAGCAACGCCAGCAAGGAGGUGCGGUUUGGCAAAGUGAACGACAAGUUCUGUACCUCAGAUUCAGAGAUUGGAGACUUGGAGAGCGAGGACGACAAGGGCUCUUUGCAGAGCUCGAACUGUUUAAAGGACUCUACUGCCCUGAGCCUUAAAGAGUCGUCCCUUUUCAGCUCGCUCUCCGCCUCCUCCUCAUCCUCCUCGCACGGGAGCAUAAGUUCGCAGAAGCUGACACAGUCUCUAGCUGAGCAGCAUCCGAAACAGUGGAGGACUGAUGGCUGGAAGACGGUAUCCUCGCCAGCAUGGUCUGAUGUCAGCUCGCUUUCAGACUCUGUCAGAGAGAGGCUCUCCAGCGAGUCGGAUUACUCCUCUGCGGACUCGAGUGUGGAGUCUGUAAAACAGGUGAAAAAGAAAGUCCCGGACAGUAAAAAGAAAAACAAUGCACACGCCAGUGUGAUAGACAAGAAGAGUUCAGACUUUUAUAAGACCUCCAACACGGAUGGAACAGUCUCAAAAGCAGACAAAGACGGCAAAGUGUUAAAGAAGCAUAAAGUGAAACACAAACAUAAAAACAAAGAGAAGGAGAAAGCCCCCAGUCUUGUGCUUAAUCAAGACAUGAAUGAAAAGUUUGUCAAGAGUUUUUCCUUUGACUUUGACGAUUCUCGGCAAAAGUCACUCAUUGUUGAGGCAGAGUCUACGUCUGAGAAUAAGGUGAAGCUUUCUAAACAUGAUAAAGACCAUUUUAAGAAAGAGGACCGGUUGUCUAAAGGUAAAUCUGAGGACAAAGAAUGGACUGGAAAGGAGGUACAGAGGGGCAAUAAAGAAGAGAAAUCUAAAAAGACCAGGGAGUCUACCAAGGAGAAGGCUGGCAAAGAGGAACGGGACAAAGUGAUAAAAUCUGAAAAGGAGAGGGGCAUCAAGGACAAAGAAAAGCCCAAGGAAGAGAAGCAGAAAGUCCACAAAGAUGAGAAAAAGAAGAAAUCCAAGGAUAAGUCCUCUAAACCUGAUAAAAAAAUUGAACUUAAAGAAGAGAAACAUUUUAAAUCUGAGAAGGAGAAAAGUUCCAAGGAGGAAAAGGAAAAGUCAAAGAAAGACAAGGUGCUGAAGGAGGAGCCAGACUACGAGGAGUAUGAUAUUAAAAAUCAUUUUUUAGAGGACACCAAACUCAGCCCCUCAGACGAUCCCCACGACCGGUGGCAGUCAGACCUUUCCUCAGAUUCCCUUUAUGGGGAUGGAGAAGACAGCUGGGACACUCCAGUCAAGGAAUACAAAGACUAUAAGGCAAACAACACUGUCAAACUGACUGUGGAGACUGUGGUAAAAGAAGAAAGCCGAGAUCGAAAAAAGGAGAACAAAGUUAAGGACAAAAAGUCAGAUCACGGGGAUAAGCGCUCAGAGAAAGACACCACAACUAAGAAAAAAGAAAAAGACUCCUCUGAAAAAGUCAGUGAAAAGAAAAAGGACUGGACUGAUAAACAGAAACUGAACUCCAGCUACUCAGAAAAAGAGAAGAAGCGAAAGGAGGGUACGGAGGUUGUCAAAGAUAGGAAGGAAAAGGAUUCAGUCAAUGUCAACAGAGACAGGAAAGACUCUUUUGAAUUCUCUAAAGAGAGGAAAGACUCCAAAACUAAAGUGGAAUCCAUGAGAGAUGAAUAUGGAGGGGAGUCCUUUUUCAAAGACAAAUCUGAGAGUGAAACCACUGGCAAAUUAGAUCUCAGGGAGAGAAACCACUCUGGCAAGGAGAAGAAAGGGGAUGGAGUGGAGAAGAAAGAAAAAUUAAAAGGAGAAAAACACAAGGACAAGCCAAAAGACAGAAGCCAAGACCAGGAAAAGGAGAAGACUGAUAGAAGCUCCAUGGAAAAAGUUAUCAAGGAGAAAGACCCUGACAGAAGCUCCAAGGAAAAGAAGGAGGGAGCAAAAGACAAACACAAAGACUCCCAUAAUAAAGACAAAGAACGCAAAGCGUCAUCGGAUCAGAGUAAAGACAAGAAAGAAAAGGUCUUGCUGGAAAAACAUAUUGACCGGGACAAAGAGUUCCUAGAGCUGAAAAAGGAGGAACGAAAACCUGAGAAGAAGGAGAAGACAUGGUACAAAAUCGAAGACAUCUUCACAGAUGAGAGUGAAGAUGAGGAUGACGACUACAAUGGGGGUGUGGCCAAAUUGAGCGACUCGCUUAGUCUGUCAGACUGCCACCGAAAAGACUCAACUCCUGACGUGGAUGAGUUAGACCACUUCCAAGCUGAGAAACAUAGGAAAUAUUCUGCAGAUGUGAAGCAGCACUCCACAGACAAACAGAAAGACAAGGAGCAUAAAGAAAAGAAGAAAGACAAGGCCUCAUUUGAUGCUGGGAAAGAAAGGAAGGGCUCCUUGGAAAAACACAAUAAAGAUAAAAAGGAUAAGGAGUCGGCAGAUGCGAAACACAAAGAUCGCAAAGACAGAAUAUCAGUGGACUCAAAUCAGGACAAGAAAAAUAAGCAAAAACUUGUGGACAAGAGAGAAGUCAUUGAGGAGAAGGGCAAGAGUAAAUACAAAGAUAAGCAAGACCACCUGAAAGACCGAAAACCGUCCAAAGGGAGUGGUGAGACUGAGAAAUCAUUGCUGGAAAAGCUUGAGGAGGAGGCCAUGAAUGAUUACAAAGAUGACUCCAAUGACAAACACAGCGAGAUCUCAUCCGACAGUUUCACAGAUAGAGGCCACGAGCCAGUGCUUAGCAGUUUGUAUGACUCUUCCACCAUCAGCUCUCUUGACAUCACAGAGGAAAGAAGAGACUCCCUGUCCAUUACCAAUCCUCAGGACAAGUUCAGAGAAAAAGAGAGGAAUAGACACUCGUCCUCCUCCUCAUCCAAAAAAAGCCAUGAUAAGGAGAAGGACAAAAUCAAAAAGGAAAGAGGAGACAAGAGAGACAAAUCUGAGGAAAUUAGAGAAUGCUAUGGUCGCAGAGAAAGCUUACCCUAUGAGAAAGAACCUAUGCCACUGGAAGCUGAUCCUUACACCUUCCCAUUUGGGGCCAAGACAGAUGGAGAAGAUGAUUUUGAUAAGACUCUGGAAUUUGAAAAGGAGAUGUCCAAAAAGGCUGAUAAAGAUAAGGCAAGCAGUAUAAUCAGCAGUGACAAGAUUAAAGACAAAAAGAAAAAGGAGAAGCAUAAGGAGAAGGUGAAAGAGGAGAAGCAUAAAUACUCAGAUAGUUUUGGGACAUUCAGGCACUCCAAGGAAGAUCUGAAAUCUGGACUAAAGGAGAGCCCUCAGGUGACCAGUGUGAAGGAAAAGUCUAAAGAAGACAGUCCAAAAUAUGAUCCCAAAAUCAAAGAACGAAACAAGGACAUCCUGGACAAAGACAACAGAGUGGACUAUGGCAAGGUGAAGGUCAAAGAAGAGAUUGACAAACUCACUCCCACAUCCAAAGACACUGCUCGAAAAGACAGCCGUCCUCGUGAGAAACUGCUGGUUGAUGGAGAUCUCAGGCUGACAAGCUUUGGUCAAAUGCUCAGUUUAAAAGACCAAGAAGUGGAAGAGCGUCAUAAGAAACACAAAGAGAGGAUGAAACAGAUGGAGAAACUGAGACACAGAUCAGGUGACCCUAAACUCAAGGACAAAAACAAGACAAGUGAAGAACUGAAGAAGAAUCGUAAUGACCUGUCCUCUAAAAAAUCAAGCUCUCUGGAAUCUGCAUUGAAAGAGAAGAAACUCAAAGAUGUUGGUCUUCCACCUCAAAUUAUGUCGCCUGAUAGAAAGUCCCAGCCAUUGGACAGUCAAAACUCAAAGGACUGGCUAGCUGGUCAUCAGAUGAAGGAGAAUCUUCCUGCCUCCCCGAGGCCUGAUCAGAACAGACCAACAGGAGUUCCCACUCCCACAUCAGUGAUCUCUUGCCCUAGUUAUGAGGAAGUCAUGCAGACUCCACGCACCCCAUCCUGCAGUACAGAGGAUUAUCCUGAAAUUGUGUUUGAAGACCCCUCUGUGAAUGCCUGCUCACCAUCUUUCUUUGACAGGUAUUCUAAUUCAUCUCUCAACUACCAAGAGACCACCUGCCUCACCCCAGCUAAAAAUCUUCAGCUUCCACUGGUUAGGCGGUCUGCAUCUUGUGAUGUUAGAAGACCUCUGGAAGAGGAGUUCAAGGCAGAGGCAGACAAAUUCCCUCGAUCGCAGAGUGCCUCUGGCGCUGCUGAAUACGAGUCAUCUGCCUCCUAUCCUCCUGAAGACAAGCUUGACAGACUUGUCUGUCCGUCUCCUCCUUACUUCUCUGCUCCCAUUGAAAUGCUUUCGCCGAGGCCAGACUCAUCCCAACACCUGCCAGAUGGAUCCUCAUCGAAUGCUGUUACUGAAACAGAGCACCAGACAGACAACAUUUACAGCAACUUCCUGCCAAACCCCUCAACUCCAGUCCACAGACCAGAUCCCCAAGAGCCAUGUCUAGACAUUGCUGCUCCGCCAACCCCUGCUCCUGCAGCUCUGCCUCCCAUGGACAUUGAUGAUAUCUCAGAGCCUCCCCAGAGUGAGCCCAGGCUGUUGCCAUCAGACCCAGUCAGUGGGAGCGAUUACCUGCCCCUUGUUGUUGAGGAUCCAGAGGUGGAGGAUGAAGAAGAAGAGGAAGAGGAAGAAGAUGAACCUAACGAGGAGGAAGAUGACAGAGAUGAUGAUGAUGAUGAUGAUGUAGAGGAUGUUGCAGAGGGCGAGCAUUCUGAGGAGAAAAUCAUUCAGUCCACCGAGGACCGACCAUUCUCUCCAGGAAUUGAAGAUUCCCUGAAAAAGAACUGGCCCGAGUCUCCAGACAGGACCGAUGCAGAAAUACUUCCGGUGACACCUACCCAUCCACCUGUCAGCAUUACAGAGAACCCCUGUGACCAAGCCUUGAGCUGGAAUCCAGUGGUUGGUUUGAAAUCACCUCAGUCAUCCUAUGCUGAAGUAGAAGCAGCGGUUUCGAAGAUCAGCAGCCCAUUCCACCACUCAGAUGCUGACCUACCGCACAUCCCUGUUCAUCCAUCAGUGACACCACCAUAUUCUGCUUAUCAAAGAUCUUACAGCUCCCCACACGAUGAUGAGACUGAGUAUGAUGCUCCUAAAGAGGCAGUGCAUGACCUUCCAUCACCCAAAAGUCCUGUACCAGAACCCAUGGAGCCUGAAACAAACUAUAUGGCAUCAUCCUCUACAACACAUAUUGAGUCCUUCUUUCCAGAUUGCAAACCCAGCAUGGAGGAUGAUCAGCUUCACACAGAGCCUCCAUGUGUGACACAAGAGAACAGACUGGAGACUCUCAGCUACCCUGCUGAGGAUACUAUGGCCCCUGCAGUCAGCCAUGAGCCUGUGGUGCCUUGGGCAGACCCAUUCUCCGCUGCAGUGGACGAGCUGGGACCAUUCUCUCUCCCAGAUCUUCCAUUCCCAGAGAAAGGAAUAACGGAGCCUGUAUUAAUGGACCCUGUGCCAGCAGAACAUCCCCAUCCAGGAAAUCUAAUUAAGCCAGAGAGAGCCUUGGAAGCCAGAGAGGAAGAGCCUGAACUCAUGGAAGUAGACUUGCCAGAACUGGCCAAGUCACCAUGUUCACCAGUUUUGGCUCCACCUGAAGCUUCUCAGGAUUCAGUGUUCACUCCACAUGAGGGUGAAUACAGAUCUGAGAUGGAGCUAGAGCCUGAGCCUGAGCCUGAGCCUGAGCCAGAGCCUGAGCCUAUGCUUGAGCCUGAGCUUGAGCUUGAGCCAGAGCCAGAUGAGCCAGAGCUUGAGCCAGAGCUUGAGCCAGAGCUUGAGCCAGAGCCAGAGCCAGAGCCAGAGCCAGAGCCAGAGCGCAUGCAGGAAGAUGACUUGAAAGAGGCAGUCCAUGAAGAACCUGCCACUUUUAGUGAGAGGACUGUCAAUGAUGGGACUAUGCUGUUUUCCAGAACUCUCACUGAAAAUGACCAGGAUUAUGGAGAAAAAGAAUUAUCUUCUGAAAUGUCCCCCUCUGCUUCAGUGGGGAGUCUGGAGUUGAAGCCUGAGCAGAGAAGUGUCACACCGACUUUGAUGGUGAGUGCAUCUAGUAGUCCUCACCACUCUCCUUUGGUCACAGCUGCUGUUACCACCUCUUGUACAGUACAUGUGACAGAAGUUGCUGACGCUUCCGCGAAACUGACGGUGUCUGUGACUGAAACAUCUGAGGUCUCCAAGAAGGUGGAGGAGAUUGCGCCGAGAAUGACCCGCACCCGAGCCCAGUUGCUUGCCAUCCAGAACAAGCAGCAGAACACAACUGUCAGCCCUGUUAGUGUGGCACCGUCGUCAGCCGCCUCAUCAGUCACCACAGCUGCUGUUCUCACCACCCAGACCACGGUGUCCUCCUUACCUACGGAGAAAGAGAAGGAGCCCAUCAGCACCUACACGCCACCGAGCACCACACCAGCCGCUCCUGCUGUGACCAAAACCAAGGGACGGCCUGUGGAGGACGAGGACUCCCAGGUCCAGCACCCACGCAAGAGGAAGUUUGCAAAAUCUGGCCCUGCGCCGGUGCAGGUCCAGCUGGUGAACACGGCCAUGCAGCAGACGAGGGAGAUGAUUCAGCAGACGCUGGCAGUCAUAGUGAACGCCAUCAAGCUGGACGACAUCGAGCCCUACCACAGCGACCGCUCAAACCCGUACUUCGAGUACCUGCAGAUCCGCAAGAAGAUCGAGGAGAAACGAAAGAUCCUGUGCUACAUCACGCCCCAGGCCCCUCAGUGUUACGCAGAGUAUGUGACCUACACCGGCUCCUACCUGCUGGAUGGAAAGCCUCUCAGCAAACUUCACAUCCCCGUGAUUGCUCCGCCCCCAUCUCUGACAGAGCCCCUCAAGGAGCUCUUCAGACAGCAGGAGGCUGUAAGAGGGAAGCUGAGACUGCAGCACAGCAUUGAGCGGGAGAAGCUGAUUGUCUCCUGUGAACAGGAAGUGCUGAGAGUGCACUGCAGAGCAGCCAGAACGAUAGCCAAUCAGGCUGUCCCGUUCAGUGCUUGUACCAUGCUGCUGGACUCUGAGGUGUACAACAUGCCAUCUGAAAGCCAGGGGGAUGAAAACAAGUCGGUGAGGGAUCGCUUCAAUGCUCGCCAGUUUAUUUCCUGGAUUCAAGAUGUAGAUGACAAGUAUGAUCGGAUGAAGACGUGUCUGCUGAUGCGCCAGCAGCACGAGGCCGCUGCCCUCAACGCCGUGCAGCGAAUGGAGUGGCAGCUCAAGGUGCAGGAGCUGGACCCUGCCGUGCAUAAGUCCCUGUGCGUCAACGAGGUCCCCUCCUUUUACGUGCCAAUGGUGGACGUCAAUGACGACUUUGUGCUGCUGCCGGCGUGACAGGAAAGCCGAUUGCACCCGCAGAGUGUGUGCAGCUUCUCUCAAUCUUAACCCUUUCGUAGAGACCAGACCGAACAUAUGGUAAGGGCUAGCUGGUUUGAAGAGGAGGAUACUUUUCUUUGAGGAAAAAAAAGCAAAACCUAUAUAUUAUAUAGUUAAAGAUGAAAAAGAACUUGCUAUUGAUUUCUUUUCCACUGUACAAGUGGGAAGCGUCUUUUUAAACCGGGGGAAAAAAACACACACAACUUGCACUUUCAUCCUUCAAGUUUUUAUGCUUUUUUUUUUUGGGGAUGUAAGGAAGCAACACAGCUUUGCUCUGAAGCUUGCCCACCUCAUCCCCCCUCUGAUGACGCGAGGAGCAACACGGGGCAGAUAGAGGGACAAACAAAGUAUUUUUCUUCAAUUUUAUUUUUAAAUACUUUAAAAACUAUUCGACGAGAAAAGAUUGCAGGAGAGAAGCCCUCAACCCACCCGUUUGGCACAGUGGUGGACAAGGAACUUCAGGGCUAGCCAGGAAAGGCUAACGGGGAAGCAAGACAGACAUGUUAAAGGUGCAGAAAGCAGUUUUUGUCAAGCUAAUGAAAAAAAGCAAACAGAAACGCUCAUACAGACUGAGAGGCUUGUAGGAGGCACCUUUAAACUCUCCUUGCUCUUUCUUUUCCUGGAGAGGGUGAGCCUGUGUGGACACAUAUGACCACGUGAUGUGGUAGCACUCCCUGCUCUCCGUGCUCCAGCCAGGGCUGCCUCGGAGUGGACGCAGCGGAGUCCAGCAGCAGAAUCCUGCGCCAGGGCCCGAGUCAAGAGUGGCAGCGUGCGGGGGCCUACGUGUCAGGGGCUGCAGCGGGGGCCCAUGGACGAAAGACUGACUACAGCACGAGGGGCACGGCCAGCCAGCAUGAGACCCAAAGAGCCCCCUGCUGCCUCCCUCUCUCUCCCACUCAACAGAAGAAGCCCACCAUCUGGGCCUGCACGUGGGGGAGGCCUCGGCCUUUGGCAGCCUCCACAAGCCCCAGCCCCAUAAUGCCUGCGCAUAACCUGCAAAUGACUGCAUAAGGAGAAAAACAACAACAACAACAACAAAAAAAACGAGGACAACACGUUAUACAAAAGAAUGUUUUAAAAUCAAGAGGCAUAGACUUCUAAAAGAUGGUGUUUUAGUGGAGAAUAUUCUUUUUUUGUCUAUUUCUUUACUUGGGCAUUUCAUUGUUUCUCUUUCUGAGGACGUGACUUGAAACACUACAGAGCCAACAUUAGUUUAAUGGAAAAAAAAUAAGAAAACUGAAAAAAAAAUUGUAUUCCGUAAAUGAUGUACAGUUUUUAUAUUCGUUAACCAAUGUAUUCUCGCUGCCUUCUAGAUAAUUUAUUUUGCCACACAUUACUGCACAGUUGUAAAUAAAUUAUGUACUGUAACAUCACUCAGUUAAGUGUAAAAAAAUAAAUGAAUAAAAAUUAUCUUUGUAUGUACAGUUCACUUUUGGGCAGCACUCCCCCUACCCUAGCAUCCCUCCCACGGGCCAAAAUGUGUACGCAUUGUCAGUAUGUAGAAGACUCUUCAGUCCAUGGCCCCGAAAGGCCUGGCCAAGGUCCGGCUGGAAGGUGCCCUUGGCUGACAUCAGAAGUCAUUGUUAUUGAGCUAACCCCCUCCACUGUCCAGUGGAGACUCCUAGUAAAGGGCCACUACCAUAGUCCUGAGAUGUAGCAGUGUGGUUACUGAAUUAUUUAAGAGAAAAAAAAUAGAGGUAUUUUAUUCAUUGCUUUAUUAUAAAACUAUCUUAUCUUUGGAGAAAAAAAAAUAAAACCGAGAAAAUGCCUUUUUACAGUCAACAUUUUGAUUUUUCUCAUACGCUGCACAAGUGAACUAAAUAGGAACAUCAGGCAAUAUCAUCACCCCAACUGAAUCUCAUUCAGAUUUGAAUAUUGUCAUGAUCAAUUCAGUACAUUGAGAAAUAUUACUUUUAUUUCAGUGGCAGCAUUAUUAUCACUUUUUUCUUUUAGUGUUCCUUCAUCUUCUGGUCUAGACUUGGCAGGAGUCUGUGAAAACCUCAAUAGCUUUAACUUGCAGCUUAAUAGCAAAAUAAUAGUUUAAAGUCCCCUGAUUAUUUCUCUGGCACAUCAUUUUAACUGUAUGAAUGGGCAGACCAUGUUCAAAGAUUCCAUUUGGGAGCUAGCAGAGUUACAUCCAUUCGAUGUGAGGUUUUUAACAGGUUAUUCUUAUAGGCAAUAUUACUUGCUUGUGUUUUUCUUUUCCCAAAGGAUUCAUUCAAGCUUCUGUUUGAUCGUAGAAUAGCAAAUCUAUCAGUGUUUGUUAUAGUUACAAAUAAAAAUGAAUUUGCUUAAGUCCUGGUUAUUGCCCAAGUGGAAAGGAUUUUAGGUUUCUGCCUCUGUAAGAACACUGUAAAAACAAAGAAAGGCUCAAUGUGUCAAUCAGAAAUAAACAGUCAUGUUUGAUAUUUUUGCUCAGUUGAACAAUUUGGAAAAACAAGCCUUUCGUUUUCGUGUCCUCGAAAAGCUUUUAAUGCCUCUGAACCUAUCCAACCGUGUAUAAGCAGGCAAAUUUACCCCAACCCUCGUGUUAAAUCACCUAAGUGGUGGAUUUUUGACGGAGAGUACUUCUUUACGAUCACCAUGUGUGUGUGUGUUUGGGUUUUUACUUAUUUUGUGCCCCUUCCUCAGAUAUUCCCUGAUGCUGUGCUCUGUUGUCCUUGAUGAUAAUGUGCACCCUGUCCUGGAUUUGUAUGCUUUGCCUAGAGCCAAGAGACUUGUUCUCGUAUCUUAACAUCAUAAUGACCCUCUGUUCAAAGCAGAGCUGUCUGGCAAACUAAGUAAGGACAGUGAUGCAGACAGAUGGUUGAGAAGUAGUCACGCGUUGAUUUUAAUGGACCUUUAAGUUCAAAUAGCCAGCUUGUGCUUUCUGGCAAACUAAGUAAGGACAGUGAUGCAGACAGAUGGUUGAGAAGUAGUCACGUGUUGAUUUUAAUGGACCUUUAAGUUCAAAUGGCUAGCUUGUGCUUUUUUUGCUGUUCUUUUUUUUCAUUUUUCGCUUCUCAUUUCUUAUCCUGCUUUUUAGUAUUGUUUUUUUUCCACCUUUGCUUGUUAGCUGCCUGUCAUGUAGUGUGAGUCCUUGUGUUGUUCGUUUUGGGCACCAUCCUGAUUUUUUCUUUCUUUCUUCUGUUUAUGUUGUGAAGUUGUGACACGUUUGUGUAUGUAUGCGAAUCUUGUCUGGUUGCAACAGGUGUUAGCUAUUUCUGCAAUGUCUGACUAAAGCCUUGGUCUUUUUGUACAAAUGAGUACUACUCAAAGGAAAAUACAGUAGUCUUCACUCACGCCAAAACCAACUCUAUAUUCUAAAUCUAAAACAGCUUUCAGUGUUUUCGGAAGCAUUUUAAUGAAUCUUACAAUUUGAUAUUUUUUUGCUUAUUGGUUUCAUAAUUUGCGUUUGGUUGCAAGAAGAUCCUUGUGUUUCCAAAUGGUACAUUCAGUGUUUGCUGUUGUCUUGUGGAUCAUUUUUUCCUUCAUAAAACAUAACUUACAGUGGCAUGUCAUUAACUUGGAUUAUGAUCGGAAUGUCUUCGGUUUGUAAUGCCCCAUGCGCUCUCACUAUUGUUUACAAAGUGACUUUUGUGGUUCUAUUCAGUUGUUCAAAGCCCUGCCUUUUUAAAAUGCUUUAUUUUGGUCAUCCCUGCCCCUUCCUUCAAACAAAGGCUUGAAAUUAUGAUCAUGGCGCCAUUCCACAUCAUUGUUCUUCGAUGCGUUGAAAGGAUUCAUUCAUUUUUUUCUUCUUUUUUGUUUCAAAUGUGGUGUGAAAAUCUGUGACUCCAGGUGUAAGGUCAGGGCUUUCCUCUUGCAGUUAGAUACUCACGUAUCUGCUCACUUUUUAAUUGCAUAUUUUAGUUGCCGUUCCUAUACACAUACACAUAUAUACACACACACAGUUUUGCUUUGUUUUGAUUGAGCUGCUGCUGCUGCUUAUUCAACACACACACACACACACACACACACACACAAAUGCACGUAGACAAAUAAGGCUAACAGUGAAGCACUUAGAGUACUUAUGACCAAGCCAAUGACCCAGGACCUAGCUAGCCACUGACCUCUCAAUCCACAACACGUUACCUCUACUUACACAUAGACAACUCAGUUUGCUCAUUUGUUUUCAUCUUGUGUAAAAAUACAUGAUUAUAUUUAACAGAAGUCACAAUUUCAAGCCUUUUUUCCUCUCCAUUUAAAAUGAACAGUAGCUGUUUCUUUAACAAAAAAUGGACAAUGACUAAUACAAAAGCAUGGGGAACUACUCUAUAAAAUGGUGAGAAAUAACCUAUUUAUUAUCUUUCUUACACCUGUGGUAUGUUUGAGUGGAAGGUCUCCGCUGUGUAAAUUUCCCUCUUUUAAUGCGUGAAACGAGACUUUUUUUUUUUUUUCCCUUUUUUUGUACAUAGCUGUAAAUAUUCUCUCCCAGGACGUUUUGCACCCUCCUCUUUGUACUUGUCAAAACUUGCGUAGAAUGUGGGGUUCCAGCAGCAACACAACCAGAGCGCUCGUGGUGGGUGAUGUAACAAUGUAACUUCUUUUUUUUGUACAAUGUUAGUUGAAUUGUGUACAUAUUGUUGGAGCAGCUAUGGGAGGGGGGGUUUGUUGAUGCUAUCGUCAGUGCUGUCAAAACGAUCCAGUACAUUCACCUCUAGCUGUGUUGAUUUCCUGCAAUUCAAAAAGCAAGAAACUUAAAAAUAAAAAAUGGAGAAAAAAAACUAAUGGAUAAGUAAAAAGUGAAAAAAAAAAUUGUUAUUUUCUACAGUUGCAUGUACAGAGAGCGCGAGAACUGCUGUUGUUCCUAAGAGAUUAUGUUCGUAAAUAAAUUUUUGAAAUAUG